AUGCGCAAAAGUGUGAUUAAUUCUCCUUCAUUGAGGCUUCCAUCGAGUCUGCCGCUGCGGGCUCGGUUUGCAUCUACAACUCGCCCAAGGCCCCCGACGCCAGCUCUCACCAGCAAGCCCUCCUCCAUCCGGCCGGCAUCCGGUCCGGAGAGGGGAAGCCGGCACCAAUUCGCCGCCUACAGCUCUACAGACUCAUCAAGACAGGGCAACUCGAGUCUGCCGCCAGCAAAUGACACGAUAUACGCUCUGUCUACUGCCCCUGGCAAAGCAGGUAUUGCUGUUUUAAGAAUCUCAGGCCCAUCCUGCCUUGACAUAUACAAAGCCCUGUGUCCGAGAAAGCCCGUUCCACAGCCCAGAUAUGCUGCUGUGCGCACGCUGUAUGCUCCCCGGGCACCAACGGACCGUGCUAUUGUACUAGACACGGAGGCAGUCGUUCUUCACUUCCCCUCACCCAACACCGUGACUGGUGAGGAUGUGCUCGAGCUUCAUGUUCACGGUGGAACAGCCACUGUGAAGGCCGUCCUGGCUGCUGUGGCUCGGUGCCCGUCGCGGCAUCGUAUCCGCUAUGCCGAGGCAGGCGAGUUCACUAAGCGUGCUUUUGUUAACAACCGGUUGGACCUUGCGCAGAUUGAGGCCCUAAGCGAUGCUUUGGCUGCUGAGACGGAGCAGCAGCGUCGUGCGGCUGUGCGAGGCAACUCUGGCGCGCUGGGCAAGACGUACGAAGGCUGGCGUCAGCAGUUGCUGCUUGCAAGAGGCGAGAUUGAGGCACUAAUUGACUUUUCCGAGGACCAGCACUUUGAUGAAUCGCAAGCAGAACUUCUUGAAAACGUCGUCUCACAAAUUGAUGCCAUUGUGGAUAGUAUCCAUCUUCAUGAGCUUGCUAGCCAGAAGAGCGAGCUGCUGCGCAAUGGUAUCCGCAUUGCGCUUGUUGGUCCACCAAAUGCUGGCAAAAGCUCACUUAUGAACCUGAUUGUUGGCCGCGAGGCGUCUAUUGUAUCUGGCGAAGCUGGAACAACUAGAGACAUUGUAGAAGCUAGCCUGGAUAUCAGAGGCUUUCUGUGCUCGUUUGCUGACACCGCUGGCUUCCGCUCCCUGUCGUCCACGACAAACCUACAAGGUGACUUUGCUCCAGUGGGCGCUAUUGAAGAAGAAGGAAUCCGCCGGGCCAAGGAAAAAGCCAGAAAUUCAGAUAUAAUUGUCGCUGUGGCAUCUGUGGAAACGGGUCCGGCUGGUCCAGUCAUUCACUACGACCAAGAAACCCUUAACCUGGCGACCGAUGCGGAAUCUUUCCUCGUUAUCGUUAACAAGAAAGAUUCUGUUAAUCCUGAGACAUUCCAGCGUCUUAUGGACGACUUCCAAGGGGUGCUAAGCAAGGCCAGCCCGCGUCUUGGUGCUGCCGUCCCCAUCACCAUUUCUUGCAAGGAAGCACAGAAGCCAUAUCUCAAGGCCAAGGAUCCUGGCGGCGUCGGCGCAGUCAUCGAUGCUCUAGAUGUGACUUUCUCCAAUAUGACAAGUAUGCCUGUUGACAUGCAGGAUCUUAUUGGUGUCACGGAGCGCCAGCGUCAGCUCUUGAUCAAGUGCCGCCAUCAUCUGGAGGAGUUUAUGCUCGAAGCGCAGCCUGAAGAAGACGGCGUUGAUGCAGACAGUGUACUCGCAGCCGAGUAUCUUCGCUAUGCGGCAGAUUGUCUUGCCCGCAUCACUGGAAACGGUGAAGCCGGCGAUGUGGAAGACGUCCUGGGCGUGGUUUUUGAAAAAUUUUGCGUUGGAAAGUGA
[Torrubiella] hemipterigena is the source of this 1773-nucleotide messenger RNA. Lineage: Eukaryota; Fungi; Ascomycota; Sordariomycetes; Hypocreales; Clavicipitaceae. The record is from the annotation of a GenBank genome assembly.